AACCUCUCAACGACGCUGGUCGGUUGAGUGACUAUUAAAUGUAAAUGACACAUUCUUUGAUUAAAUAUGAACAUACAGAUCCAUAAACUAUCAUUCAUGAUAUAUUUUACGUCUAUUAUUUACUUUUCAACUCGAAAAAAUAUGAGAAAUUAAAACCUCGUGUUCGUGCAGUGACACAUAACCUUAAAAUAGUAGUAAACACGCUGACAUCGGCAAGCGUUUACUAGCCGAAAUGAACGUUUUAUUUAAGAAUAAACGAAUUUAAAACUGCCGUAAUUUGAAUAAUUAGUAAAUGAACUGAAACCAGUCAUCAGUGAAAUUGUGACGGUACCGGAUUAGCAUUUUUGUUGUGAAUAUCGCUUUUUUUGCUCCAAAAUGCCUACUUGGAGCCAAAUUCAAACGCAACUCCGAAAUCCAAACAACCCGGUUGUAUUUUUCGAUGUUUCUGUCGGAACCACAGAGAUUGGACGUAUGAUUUUUGAACUCUUCGAGGACGUAUGCCCAAAAACAUCCGAGAAUUUUCGUCAAUUUUGCACCGGGGAGUACAGAAAGGAUGGAGUACCUCUGGGAUUCAAAGGUGCGAUUUUUCAUCGGGUGAUCAAGGAUUUUAUGAUCCAGGGAGGAGAUUUCGUGAAUGGAGAUGGAACUGGCGUGCUGAGUAUUUAUGGGGGAGCAACCUUCGCAGACGAGAAUUUUACCCUGAAACAUGAUUCUCCAGGUUUAUUGUCAAUGGCAAACAGUGGGAAGGACACGAAUGGGUGUCAGUUUUUCAUCACGUGUGCAAAGUGUAAUUUCCUCGAUGGGAAACACGUCGUUUUUGGCAGAGUGAUCGAUGGACUCCUGGUAAUGAGAAAAGUAGAAAAUGUACCUACGGGACCAAAUAACAAACCUAAGAUUCCUGUGACUAUUUCGCAGUGUGGUCAGAUGUAAAGUUUGUAACUCCGUGUAAGCUCUUUUUAUUAAAUACUAAUUUUAUUAAGUAUA
Belonocnema kinseyi is the source of this 984-nucleotide messenger RNA. RefSeq names its product peptidyl-prolyl cis-trans isomerase H. Lineage: Eukaryota; Metazoa; Arthropoda; Insecta; Hymenoptera; Cynipidae. Gene Ontology annotation, molecular function: peptidyl-prolyl cis-trans isomerase activity. The transcript has a single exon. Gene Ontology annotation, cellular component: intracellular membrane-bounded organelle. The coding region runs from base 376 to 930 and encodes 184 amino acids. Gene Ontology annotation, biological process: protein peptidyl-prolyl isomerization; protein folding. The record is from RefSeq and is a predicted model, not a curated record.